AUGAAGGAACUUCGAUAUGCACUUCUCCUAUCCAAAAUUAAAACUGAAUUGGAAAGAACUCAUCAAAAUGAUCCGGGGUGCAAUGUCAGCGGAUUGAAAGAUGAUGAAGGAAGGGAGAUUGAUCCCGAAGAUGAACAGAACCAAGAAGAUGACCAUGUUGAAGAUGUUGAUGAUGAAAAUGAUGAUGAUGCUGAAGAUGAUGAUGAAGAUGAUGCUGAAGAUGAAGAUGCAGAUGAUGAUUCAGGCAAUGAUGAUGAUGACAACAAUAGGGGUAACCCGAAUUAUGAUAGUGAAUCUCCUCUCUUAGUUGCUGAUGAACAAAUACCCGAAAGAACUUCAUCUCAACAUUCAUCCUCAAAAAGUGAUGACAAAAGGGAAGCAUCACUUAGGCCUGAGAUCUCAACAGCAAGUGGAUUGCUUGAAGCCUCCCCUCAGAUUGGAAUUCCUCCUGCUGAAGAUAUUUCAAAUGCACAUCUUGAAGAUCUAUGUCGUGCCAUCGUCCCCCAUAUUGAUCACAUGGACAAAUCACCUAUCAAGCGAUAA
This is a messenger RNA of Ipomoea nil (Japanese morning glory), 543 nucleotides long. Its product is annotated as nuclear polyadenylated RNA-binding protein 3-like. Lineage: Eukaryota; Viridiplantae; Streptophyta; Magnoliopsida; Solanales; Convolvulaceae. Bases 1 to 543 code for a protein of 180 amino acids. The record is from RefSeq and is a predicted model, not a curated record. The transcript has a single exon.